UCCCUCGGUGAUGAUGUCACUGGCUCAGUGGAGCUCGAGCAUCCUUGCCAAAGACAGGGAGACAACAGAGCCGUUUCGAUCGCUUCGGCCGAACAUCCCAAGCUGCCUUUCCGUUUUCCUUGAGUCCCCACUGGCAGUCACGGGUGGAGGAAGAGGAGGUACAGGUACAAGGCACCAGCAGGCGGUGACCUCCUCAGCCCUUCAUGGAGAAGGGAAGCUGCUAGCAGGGGCAGUGCCAGACCUGGAGGAGAGCAGCGGUGGUGGUGGUGGUGUCCGCGGAGCUGGACAAUAAAACAGACGAGCACGACAAAUAGAGCCAGUUCACGUUAUUGGCAUUGCCGAGACUUGCAGACCGGCAUUACAGAAAGCACCCCAAGGUGCUAAGAAGACAGCACCAUGGCAGGGGCCUCUGUGAAGGUGGCGGUGCGGGUCCGCCCCUUCAAUUCUAGGGAGAUUGAGAAAGAUAGCAAACUGAUCAUUCAGAUGUCUGGAAACACCACUACCAUCAUCAACCCCAAGCAGGCCAAAGACAACAAGAGCUUCAACUUUGAUUACUCCUACUGGUCUCACACUUCGCCCGAAGAUGUCAAUUAUGCAUCUCAGAAGCAAGUGUACAAAGACAUCGGAGAGGAAAUGUUGCUUCAUGCCUUUGAAGGCUACAACGUCUGCAUCUUUGCAUAUGGUCAGACGGGUGCAGGCAAGUCCUACACCAUGAUGGGGAAACAGGAUGUGAAGGAUCAGCAAGGAAUUAUUCCCCUGCUGUGUGAAGACCUUUUUACAAAGAUAAAUGAUAAUACAGACAACAGCAUGUCCUACUCUGUAGAGGUAAGCUACAUGGAAAUCUACUGUGAGCGUGUGCGGGACUUGCUGAACCCAAAAAACAAAGGGCACCUGCGUGUGCGAGAGCAUCCUCUAAUGGGACCUUAUGUGGAGGACCUGUCCAAGCUGGCUGUCACCUCCUACAAUGACAUCCAGGACCUGAUGGAUUCUGGCAACAAGGCUAGGACUGUGGCUGCCACCAACAUGAAUGAGACAAGCAGUCGCUCGCACGCCGUCUUCAACAUCAUAUUCACCCAGAAACGCCACGACACAGAGAUGGAUAACACUACCGAGAAGGUCAGUAAAAUCAGUUUGGUGGAUUUGGCUGGCAGUGAGAGGGCCGAUUCUACCGGAGCCAAAGGGACCAGGCUAAAGGAAGGAGCAAAUAUCAACAAAUCUCUAACCACGCUGGGGAAAGUCAUCUCUGCUUUGGCAGAAAUGGACUCUGGGCCGAAUAAGAAUAAAAAGAAGAAAAAGACAGAAAGCUUCAUUCCAUACCGAGAUUCAGUUUUGACUUGGCUACUGAGAGAAAAUUUGGGGGGAAAUUCUCGAACUGCGAUGGUUGCUGCUCUGAGUCCAGCUGAUAUCAACUACGAUGAGACCCUUAGCACGCUCAGGUAUGCUGACCGUGCCAAACAGAUUCGCUGUAACGCUGUCAUUAACGAGGAUCCCAACAACCGAUUGGUGCGUGAGCUGAAAGAGGAGGUGUCUCGCCUGAAAGAGCUCCUCUUUGCUCAAGGCCUGGGCGACAUCAUUGAGACAUAUCGAGCGUCUGGUGCUGAUAUCGAGGGUUUGAAAUACAUAUCCGAUUACAAGAACAAUAACAAUAAAGGCCAAGCUGUGAAUCAAAGGGAUGAUCUCUCCACAGUGACCAAUGCCAUGACGGGGAUGAGCCCCUCUCCAUCUCUCUCAGCCUUGUCCAGUCGGGCCGGAUCUAUUGCCAGUCUGCACGAUCGCAUCAUGUUCAGCCCAGGCAGCGAGGAGGCCAUCGAAAGGCUGAAGGAAACGGAGAAAAUCAUCGCUGAGCUCAAUGAGACCUGGGAAGAGAAACUUCGCAGAACAGAAGCCAUUAGAAUGGAAAGAGAGGCCCUGCUGGCCGAAAUGGGUGUAGCAAUGCGAGAAGAUGGUGGAACAGUUGGUGUGUUCUCUCCAAAGAAGACGCCUCAUUUGGUGAACCUCAACGAGGACCCUCUGAUGUCUGAGUGCCUGCUGUACUAUAUCAAAGACGGGAUCACCAGGGUCGGUCGUUUAGAUGCCAGCAGUCGCCAGGAUAUAGUCCUCAGUGGUCACUUCAUAAAGGACGAGCACUGCACCUUCACUAGUUCCACUGGCCCAAUGGGAGAGACAGUUGUCCUUGAGCCUUGUGAAGGAGCUGAGACAUACGUUAAUGGAAAGAGGGUGACAGAACCCACUGUUCUGAAAUCAGGAAAUCGCAUCAUCCUGGGGAAGAGCCACGUCUUCCGUUUUAACCACCCUGUACAGGCCCGGGCUGACAGGGAUAAGAACCCAUGUGCCGAAACCCCUGUUGAGCCUGUGGACUGGGCCUUCGCUCAGAGGGAGCUGUUGGAGAAACAGGGCAUUGACAUGAAGCAAGAAAUGGAACAGAGGCUGCAGGAGCUGGAAGAUCAGUAUCGCAAAGAAAGAGAGGAGGCCAGCAACCUUCUAGAGCAGCAAAGACUGGAUUAUGAAAGCAAGCUGGAGGCUCUUCAGAAGCAAGUGGACCGUUAUAACCCAGAAGGCCCUGAAGAAGAGGAGGAACCGGAAGAAGAAGUGCAGUGGACGGAGAGGGAAAGAGAGCUGGCUGUGUGGAGUUUCCGUAAAUGGCGAUGCUACCAGUUCACCUCGCUGCGUGAUCUCUUAUGGGGAAAUGCCAUCUUCCUGAAGGAGGCUAAUGCGAUCAGUGUCGAACUUAAGAAGAAGGUGCAGUUCCAGUUUGUGUUGCUGACAGACACUCUUUACUCCCCCCUGCCUCCUGACCUGUUGCCCCCAGAGGCAACUAAAGACAGAGAGAAGCGACAAUUCCCACGUACUAUUGUGGCGGUGGAGGUGCAAGAUCAGAAGAAUGGAGCAACUCACUAUUGGACAUUAGAAAAACUAAGGCAGAGGCUAGAUCUGAUGAGAGAAAUGUAUGAUCGUGCUGCUGAUGUGCCCAACAGUACUGUGGAGGACUGUGAAAAUGUGAUGACGGGAGGUGACCCCUUUUACGAUCGCUUCCCCUGGUUCCGCCUGGUUGGCAGAAAUCCCAUUUUCAACACAUGCAUGAGCGAGCGCAUGAGUGACCCCACCCCAUCCCCGACCCUUUCCACCUCUGAAAUUACUGAGCUGGCUGACUCGCAGCGGGAGGGUCGCGGGGAGGAGGAGGAGUUGGAGGAUUUGGACGACCUGGACGAUGAUAUCUUUUUGGACGACCCGAGCUCCGAGCUCGGGGUAGAGGAUGAUGAUGAUGAUGAUGAUGAUGAUGAUGAUGAUGAGAGAGAGCUCUGCCGAGGCUCCAGCGAAGGCCUGGAUCCCUUUUACGACCGCUCACCAUUAUUCAGUGUAGUGGGAAGGGCUUUUGUUUAUCUGAGUAAUCUGCUGUACCCGGUUCCGCUCGUCCAUCGCGUGGCCAUUGUCAGUGAGAAGGGAGAGGUAAAGGGCUUCCUUAGGGUGGCAGUACAGGCCAUAUCAGGUUCUCUGUGUUUCCCUCCAGCUGAUGAGGAGGCUCCCGACUACGGCUCCGGAGUGAGGCAGUCGGGCACUGCCAAAAUCUCCUUUGAGGAUCAGCAGUAUGAAAAGUUCCAGUCAGAGUCCUGCUCUGUAGGACUGUCCCGCACUGGGAUUUCUCAGGAGGAGCUUCGGAUCGUGGAGGGAGAAGGGCAGAACGCAGAGAUGGGGCCGUCAGCUGAUGAAGUCAACAACAACACAUGUGCGGCUGGAUCAGAUGAGGUGGAGAAUCCACUGAAGGCUGGUCUGGAUGGAGCACUCGAUACAACUCUGGAACAUCUCAGGAUCGGUAAUAUUUUUACCUUCAGAGUGACUGUCCUGCAGGCCUCCAGCAUCUCUGCGGAAUAUGCCGACAUCUUCUGCCAGUUCAACUUCAUCCACCGCCAUGAUGAGGCCUUCUCCACUGAACCCCUAAAAAACACAGGCCGCGGCCCUCCUCUCGGCUUCUACCAUGUGCAGAACAUUGCUGUUGAGGUUACUAGAUCAUUCGUGGACUACAUCAAGACUCAGCCAAUUGUGUUUGAAGUCUUUGGCCACUACCAGAAGCAGCCUUUUCUUCCUCUUUGUAAAGAUGUCAUGAGUCCACUACGCCCCUGCAGGAGACAGUUUCCACGAGUGAUGCCUCUCUCCAAACCAGUACCUGCCACCAAACUGACGGCCAUGACCCGUCCACAGGCAGGACCCUGUCACUGUAAAUAUGACCUCAUGGUUUUCUUCGAGAUCUGCGAGCUGGAGGCGAACGGGGACUACAUCCCUGCAGUAGUGGACCACAGAGGAGGAAUGCCCUGCCAUGGCACAUUUCUUCUGCACCAGGGCCUCCAGAGGAGAAUCACCGUUACUAUUGUACAUGAAUCUGGAAAUGACAUAGAAUGGAAGGAAGUCCGUGAGCUUGUUGUGGGACGUCUGCGCAACACGCCCGAAUCUGAUGAGACCAUCAUUGAUCCUAAUAUUCUAUCUCUCAACAUUUUAUCUGUUGGAUAUGUCAGGCCCCUGCACGAUGACAGACAGUUUCUUGAUUCGGACAUGCCUAGAACUUUCUUCCGGUUUGAGGCUGCUUGGGAUAGCUCAAUGCACAACUCCCUGCUCCUAAACCGAGUCACUCCAUACGGGGAGAAGAUCUAUAUGACCCUCUCAGCCUACUUGGAGAUGGAGAACUGCACGCAGCCUGCAGUUAUUACCAAAGAUAUCUGCAUGGUGUUUUACUCUAGGGACACAAAGCUCUCAGCUUCCCGAUCAAUUCGUAACCUUUUCGGUACUGGUAGCCUAAGAGCUGCAGAUGGAAACCGUGUAACUGGAGUUUAUGAGGUCAGCCUGUGUCACCAGGCAGAUGCAGGAAGCCCUGGAAUGCAAAGGAGACGCAGGCGGGUGCUGGACACCUCUGUGGCCUACGUCCGUGGGGAAGAGAACCUGGCUGGAUGGAGGCCACGUAGUGACAGCCUCAUUCUGGACCACCAGUGGGAGCUGGAGAAACUCAGCCUCCUCCAAGAUGUGGAAAAAACCAAACAUUACCUCCUUCUGAGGGAGAAACUAGAGUCCACGCUGCUCAUGGGCCAGGAGACCCUUCAAUCCUGUGUCACCGAUGAGCUGAAUGAGUCUCCUCAGCCUGCUGAGAUGGACCCGGAGGUCAGCUGCAACGAAAUCACCACUGAGAGGCAGAGGGAGCUCGCUGCUAAGUGUUUGCGGCUGCUCACUCACUCCUUCAACAGAGAAUACAGCCAUGUGUGUGUGAGCGCCAGUGAAAGCAAGAUCUCUGAGAUGUCCAUCACAACGUUAAGAGAGUCCACUUCAAUCUCUGCUCUUAACACAAUCACCCCCUCCUCUACAUGCCCUUCACUUGUUGAGGGCUGCUACAGCAAUGCUGGACUCAGACCCCCUGUCCCUCGCUCUCGUGUGGUUAGCUCCGGUCCUGAUGCACAGCAGGACGCAGAGGCCAAGAAGUCCAUCAGCGGAGCCUCUGAAACUAAACCUCAGACCCAGAAGUUUGUCCCAGAUAUCCAGGAGAUUCGAGUCAGUCCCAUCGUGUCGAAGAAGGGUUACUUGCAUUUCCUGGAGCCGCUCACCAAUGGAUGGGUGAAGCGCUAUGUUGUCGUGCGGCGGCCGUACGUCUACAUCUACAACACGGAAAGAGACGCAGUGGAGCGAGCUAUUCUCAACCUCUCCUCUGCCCAGGUGGAGUACAGCGAGGACCAGCAGGCGAUGUUAAAGACCCCAAACACAUUUGCUGUGUGCACAGAACAUCGUGGAAUAUUGCUUCAAGCCACAAAUGACAAAGACAUGCAUGACUGGCUGUAUGCUUUUAACCCGCUCCUUGCUGGAACUAUCAGGUCAAAGUUGUCGAGAAGACGAGCCGGACAGAUGAGGAUGUGAAACAAGACAUUUUAAAAAAUGUCAUGAGAGCAACUCAAAGACUAUGAUGUACAUAGAUCCUUGUCUCUAUCCCGUUUCUCCUGCUGAGCCCCGUCUCCACCGCUACAGUCACCAACAACCAUCUCUCUCCCCCGUACGUUCUCUGUUUAUCACUAGUGUCCUCAGCACCUAAAGCACCCAUUUCCUGUCAGGCCUAUUCUGCGAUGUGAGUCUUAGUCUGAAGAACCUCUUCAAAAACUUGUCACUGUACUGUACUGGAGUUUGUUCAUAGCUGGACGAGAGAAGAAAAUGGAGGGAGUAGCAACAGUUUCUUAUCUCAGAUUACAUGCGUAUGGUAAUGUACUGUAGUUGUUGUCGGUGACACAUCAAGCCUUAUACAUCAGUUCUUUAAAAAAAAAAAAAAAAAAAAGCAGUGACAGGCAUGUUUUCCUAAAGCUGCGAGGAUAACAUUGCUGCAUUUGCAUCAGUAAAUAGAAAAACUCUUCUACAGCUAUAUAUAAAGGUCUAAACUGAUUUGCAUACAACAUACAGCUAAAAAAUAUGAAGGGACAGUCAUGUGUCUCUCUCUUAGGAAUAUUUCUCUCUUCUUUCUGGUCCAUAAAUCCUGAUAUCCAGUAAGCUGCUUCCUCUUCCUAAAACUUCUAGAAACCUUAGCACACACAGCCUGGCACGGGAAUGGCAUCUCAUCAUAAACUUUAUGUCGCUGUAGUAAAUUCAUGUUGUUUUUAGCUACUCGUAGGAGCACUGAGGGUACCUGCAUUCCCACAAGAAGUAAUCAGAUGUCAUGACAUUAAUUCUCCCAUUUUAAUCUCUACCUGUAUUUUAUUUGUUUUAAAAUGUGAUAUAUUUAGAUAUUUAACAGUUUUAUUAUUUAUUUCUGCGUGUAUUUAUUUAAAAAAAAAAAGCAUUUAUAUUUCUAAAGUAGUAGUACAGUGCAAUUUCUGCACACUGCACUUUUUAAUGAGUUCUUUAAAUGUUUAAAUGAUACAACCUUUUCCCCUCGCAAUGAAUAUUACUGAAACAAUUUAAUAACUCGCAGCUUCUUUAUGCUGAAAAUUACUUGAAUAAAUACAAUCUGAUACGCGAUUAGCAUAGUCACAACUUAGACCCAGCUAACAUGCAUUUAAAAUGCCCAGUAAUUAGGUAGAUGAUAUAAGUAGGUGGCCAGUUCAUCCUCUGCUGCACAAAGCUACCUUAUUCAAUCAAAUGAAAAAGAUGAAAUCUUCUUCACAGUACAGAAUAUGAAGCUGUUUUUUUCCUGAAUGAUAUGUAUAUUGAUUGAAUGUAGUGCCUCUCUUUUCAGGCAUACUGCACGCUACAGUAUGCCUCUGCACCAGUUGCUUUGAAACUACAUCCUUCAUGCUGCUAAAAUACUGUUCUGGGAGUGUCUGCAGGUCAUAUCAUCACUUUCUUGCCUUCCAUCAUCAUCAUCAUCGUCAUUUCAAGUCCAAGCAGAAGGUUUCAUUUAUGAUAUCAUAAAGUGUGGAAUUUCCAUAACACAAAGCAUACUCAGAGAAACAUAUUUCAGGAUUUUCACUCAUACAAAUGGCCAUAUUAAAAGGAACCCUGACUAUGACCACAUGUAUAGUUUAUUAUAUUAACAUUAAAAUCACUUAAAACUUAAAAGGGAUGCCAAUAAAUCCACUGUAGAUGUGUUAGUAAUUAAAGAUUUGAACUCGAAUGCUACCUUGGUUAGAAACACUGAACACGUACAAACUGCUGAGCUGAUCGAAUGGUCAGAUUUUCACUUUUUCUGUGAACAGAGUCGUGACCUUUGGUUUGCUUUCAGAGCAGAGGGUUUACUGUCAGCAGCAGCUAUUGUUUCCCAUUUUUCAGGUUUCUUCAAGCUAUUUUGAAUCACUACCCAAAAACAUUUGGACGCCUAUAAAAAGAUUGCUGGAACAGCAUUUAGUUUCAAUGAUCCUUUCCAGCAGUAUUUGUCAGCUUUUUUUUAGUUACUAAAUGCAUUAAAUGCAUUAGUUCUGAGAACCACAGGUUCUUUCUCCUUUUCUCAGCAGCAGGAGAUUAAUGAUCAUGUCUCUUGUUUCCUUACUGCUGGAAAUUACAAUCAAAAGUAGCAGGGAUACUGUUUAUGGUUUGUAUACUGCAGGUUGUUAAAAAGAGCAUUUAGUUUAUGUCACUGACCCAGAAUGCAUUGCAUACUAAUAGUACUUGCAACAGUUUUAUUGAAUGUUGGCUAUUUAAGGCAUAUUAAGGCCCACAAGUUAAAUAGUCGGGGCUCCUUUUACACAGUUUUAGUCCUGUUGGCAAAUUUUUGAUGAAAAUGCAACCAUGCCUCUCGUUUAAAAACCCUCAACAGAUAAAGCGUGUGAGCUGUUGUGAGAAGUUGGACUGAUGAGCGUGCCUCAGGUCAUCCAGCCUAGAGAGCACGCUCAGUGAGAGCAUGACGUGUCAUUUGAGAGUAAGUGAGAGUAAAAUUAAACAUAACUCCAGUUCAGUAUGUUCUUAGUUUGGCUGCUGAUGUAAUACCUUCAUUAACAUCUAAUAAGAAGUAUCUUUCCAGAGGUUUUAAAGUAUUCUGUGUGCUAUGGAAAUCAUCAGUUCAUCGACAGUUGUGACAAAUCAAACAACCAGAAUAUUUUUUUGUAACAAACAGAUUAAAGUGUACUUCAGGCCACCAUAUCUCAAACAUGUUUUUGUCGCAUCUCAUUUCCUAAAAUUCAACGUGGUCAGAAAAACGAAUGCGUGUCCCCGGGUUUGCUCCAGUCUGGUCUCCAUGGUGACUUUUUUCCUCAUGUUUUUAUUGGGCCUUUUAAUGUACAUCACAUUUGAGCCAACCAAAGUUUUAUUGUUGCAGUCACAAAAAUGUAACACUGAAUGUAAACUGAUCUUUGAAAAUACUUACUCUGCUGAAAUAAUCGUUUUGAAUUGUCUUCACAUUCCGGUUCCUUAUUGAUUGUAGGUAGGUCAAUAUCAGGGAACCUUUUGGAGGCUGUGGGACAUAGCUGAAGCAGUCUGUCCACUAAUGUAUGGGAGGGUGGUGGUUCACUGUGUCCCAGCUGGGCAUCAUGUACAGAGUAAUGCUGUAGGUUACCUUACUGUCGAGUUUUCAGUAUCACCGUCAUGCUCUUGGCAGCCUUCACUUAAUCUACUUUUUCUAAACCCUCCCCUUUUCAAGGAACAUCAUUUCCAUUUUUGUGCUUCCAUAUCUUUUUCACACCAUUACUUUUCUUUCUCUUCAGAUAUUUUUUGCAUUGUAUAUAAACAUGAUUGCUGUGAACACUGUAUUAUAAAGUUGCACCCAUUUACAAAUGGGCCGUAGUUCAGUCAAUGUCUCUGAGUGUUGGAGUUUUAGCGUCAGCUGUUUGUGUACACUAAACACAUUGUCAUAUAUGAAAUAAACAUAGAAAAUAUGCAACACAAAAA
Molecule: messenger RNA, 9276 nt
Organism: Neolamprologus brichardi
Lineage: Eukaryota; Metazoa; Chordata; Actinopteri; Cichliformes; Cichlidae
Gene: kif1aa
Product: kinesin family member 1Aa
Biological process (GO): microtubule-based movement
Molecular function (GO): ATP binding; microtubule motor activity; microtubule binding
Source: RefSeq, a predicted model, not a curated record